Molecule: messenger RNA, 762 nt
Organism: Zootoca vivipara (common lizard)
Lineage: Eukaryota; Metazoa; Chordata; Lepidosauria; Squamata; Lacertidae
Gene: NPPC
Product: natriuretic peptide C
Biological process (GO): cGMP biosynthetic process; receptor guanylyl cyclase signaling pathway
Cellular component (GO): extracellular region
Molecular function (GO): hormone activity
Source: RefSeq, a predicted model, not a curated record
ACUCGCCUUGCCGUCAAGGGGACUCCUGUCCGGCCGCCCUCGCCCGCCGCCUCCCGAGUCUUCUGCUCCUUUCUCUUCUUUCCUUCUCUUCUCCUGACGCCCGGUCCAGGAUGUACAUCUCUCACGUCGUUGCUUGCGGACUCUUCCUCGCCCUGCUCGCCCUGGCGCUGGAGGCGAAGCCGGCUCCUCAGAACCUGCAGAAGGGUCCGUCGGGCAGCUUGGCGGCGCUGGGGCGCGAACUGGCGGAGCUGCUGGAGGCGUCGUCGGGGCCCGCAGCCGGCGGUGCGCGGAGCGGCGGCGGAGGAGGAAAGCAGGGCUCUUCGUCGCAGCAGAAGGGCAAAGGCUCGUCGUCGUCGUCGAGGCUCAUGCGGGACCUGCGCACCGACACCAAGCAGUCGCGGGCCACCUGGGCGCGGGGGGCGCACCCGGAGCACCACGCCGGCGGAGGAGGAGGCGGCGGUGGCGGAGGGUCGCGGCGCUUCAAAAGCCCCUCCAAGAAGGGCUCCUCCAAGAGCUGCUUCGGCCUCAAGUUGGACCGCAUCGGCACCAUUAGCGGCCUGGGCUGCUGAGCCGUCGAGGGCGGCCGGCGGGCGACACCUCGCGGCGGUCUUUGAACUGACAAGGGUUAUUCUGCAUUCCAUCACCCCAUCCCAAGGACAUUUCUUGGCCAUCUCCUCACCGUCUUGCAGGGUCAAUGUUGAUGGCAUCCCGGAAAAGGCCUGGCUGGGCUUAUCCUAUUGGUACGAGGACUUGUAGCAGAAC